GUUUGCACAUAUCAGGUGACAAUGCUGUGUAAAAGUUGGUCAGCGUCUGUGGUUUAGCCUAACCAACAGAGACAUUUAAGAAAAUGACCAGCAGCAGCGAGGGGGUUUCGAAGUACACCGAGGUCGAAGACGAAGAAACAUUGGCGAUUGGUGAUUACGAUGACGACGACGACGACUUUGAUACAUUCACAGACGGGAAUCUGGACUGUAGCUGCGAAGACGGAGGUGGUUUCAGUGACCCCCUCAGUGGGGAGGUGAAGCCCAGGAUCCUCCUCAUGGGUCUAAGGCGUAGCGGCAAGUCUUCCAUCCAAAAAGUGGUGUUCCACAAGAUGUCCCCCAACGAGACCCUGUUUCUGGAGAGCACCAAUAAGAUCUGCAGAGAGGACGUGUCCAACAGUUCCUUCGUCAGCUUCCAGAUUUGGGACUUCCCUGGACAGAUCGACUUCUUUGACCCCACCUUUGACUACGAGAUGAUCUUCAGAGGAACAGGGGCCCUCAUCUUCGUCAUCGACUCACAGGAUGACUAUGUGGAGGCGCUGAGUCGGCUCCACCUCACAGUAACCAGGGCCUACAAGGUCAACCCAGAAAUCAACUUUGAGGUGUUUAUCCACAAGGUGGAUGGGCUGUCGGACGACGCUAAGAUCGAGAAGCAGAGGGACAUACACAAACGGGCCAAUGACGACCUGGCUGACGCUGGCUUGGAGAAGAUACAUCUAAGUCUUUACCUGACCAGCAUCUAUGACCACUCCAUAUUUGAGGCCUUCAGCAAAGUGGUGCAGAAACUCAUCCCUCAGCUGCCCACUCUAGAGAACUUGCUCAAUAUCUUCAUAUCUAACUCGGGCAUAGAGAAGGCAUUUCUGUUUGACGUGGUCAGUAAGAUCUACAUCGCCACAGACAGCAGUCCGGUGGACAUGCAGACCUACGAGCUGUGCUGCGACAUGAUCGAUGUGGUCAUAGACAUCUCCUGCAUCUACGGGCUGACGGAGGAAGAGGCAGGUCAGCCCUAUGAUAAAGAGUCCAUGGCCAUCAUCCACCUGAACAACACCACCGUCAUGUACCUGAAGGAGGUCACCAAGUUCCUGGCUCUGGUCUGCUUCCUCCGAGAGGAGAGCUUUGAGAGGAAAGGACUAAUUGACUACAACUUUCACUGUUUUAAGAAUGCUAUUCAGGAGGUGUUUGAUGUACGAGUGAAGGUGCAGAAAAACAGAAAGCUACUCAGCCAGAGGAGGUGGAGCAAACAGGCCUCAAUUGAGUCCUCAGCAGCCACCACUGAACGCCGCCCCAUUGGUGGCAUCACAUGUCAAUCAACCAUCUUUAAAUCAACAUAAAAUAAAGAGGAGGUGAUAUAUGAAGGGCUGUAUGGCCCCAAACACACUCAGGUUGUGCAACUGCUGUACAACACAUUUGGCACAACGUUUGUGAUACAACAGAGAGUUUUUUUUAAACACAAUAGUAAACAUUUUUGUGCAAGUGCAGGUCUUCACGACUGUUCAACAAUCACAAAUGGUUGCAUUUCAACCAUACAAACCAGCAGAUAUAGGAUCUUAAUUUGAUCACUAUCUUUUGUUGCUGAGAACAUGAUAAUUCACAUUUCCUGUUACAGAAAGAUUACUUUCCUGCUGUAGCAAACUGCCUCAAAUUAAGAUCUUACAUCUGUAUAACUUGGGCCAGAAGUUUUUGUCUAAUCAUACAAGACCUGACCCGGAAAUAUAUAUAUAUAAUUACCACAUUUGUUACAGUUGACCUGUAUGUUGAGUGUCAGCCCAUAGUAGGGCAUGCUGAAGUUGUAGCCUUGUGUAGGUCUACAAUCUUGUCCCUGACAUCCUUGGAGAGCUCUUUGGUCUUGGCCAUAGUGGAGAGUUUGGAAUCUGAUUGAUUGAUUGCUUCUGUGGACAGGUGUCUUUUAUAUAGGUAA
Oncorhynchus gorbuscha (pink salmon) is the source of this 1915-nucleotide messenger RNA. RefSeq names its product ras-related GTP binding D (gene rragd). Gene Ontology annotation, cellular component: lysosome; Gtr1-Gtr2 GTPase complex; nucleus. Bases 84 to 1328 code for a protein of 414 amino acids. The transcript has 8 exons. Gene Ontology annotation, biological process: cellular response to amino acid stimulus; positive regulation of TOR signaling; regulation of autophagy. The record is from RefSeq and is a predicted model, not a curated record. Gene Ontology annotation, molecular function: GTP binding; GTPase activity. NCBI's taxonomy places the organism in Eukaryota, Metazoa, Chordata, Actinopteri, Salmoniformes, Salmonidae.